Messenger RNA from Galendromus occidentalis (western predatory mite), 1159 nucleotides. RefSeq names its product zinc finger protein 330 homolog Noa36 (gene Noa36). The record is from RefSeq and is a predicted model, not a curated record. The coding region runs from base 172 to 1101 and encodes 309 amino acids. NCBI's taxonomy places the organism in Eukaryota, Metazoa, Arthropoda, Arachnida, Mesostigmata, Phytoseiidae. The transcript has a single exon. Gene Ontology annotation, cellular component: nucleus. Gene Ontology annotation, molecular function: zinc ion binding.
GAAAUCGAAGCGCGCAACCUCAGUGCGUUUUGUUCUCCCAGGACCAUCUCGGCUGAUUAUCUCUUCCUGUGAGGUCAGAGAAGCCGCGAUUCCAUCGGGACGGAAAAUUCGAACGUUUUCCCGCCCGUGCGGAGUUGACCUCGAUCAGUUCGCUAACGGAGAGCCGGUGAAAUGCCCAAGAAGAAGACCGGUCAACGGAAAAAAGCAGAGAAGCAACGGGUGCGUCAAAAAGAGAUCCGCAAACGCGAUAUCGAUCUCGCUGAACACCCAUGCAAUGCCAACAUGGAAUGCGACCACUGUCAGCGCAAACAGAAGAAUCGGGCAUUCUGUUAUUUCUGCUCAGCCUUACAACGUCUCCCAAUGUGCGCGAAAUGCGGCAAGCAGAAAUGCAUGCAGAAGACCGGCGAUUGUAUCAUAAAGCACGCCGGUCAGUUCACGACUGGCUUGCAGAUGGUGGGAGCCAUCUGCGAUUUCUGCGAAGCCUGGGUUUGCCAUGGCAAGAACUGCCUCAGUGUGCACGCGUGCACCUGCCCCUUGCAAGAUGCGGUCUGUGUCGAGUGCGACCGUGGGGUGUGGGAUCACGGCGGAAGAAUUUUCCGUUGCAGCUUCUGCACGAACUUCCUCUGCGAGGACGAUCAGUUCGAGCAUCAGGCCAGCUGCCAGGUGCUCGAAUCCGAAACGACGAAAUGCCAGUCGUGCAAUCGCCACGGAGACCUCUCGUGUCUCCGCUGUAAGGUCUGCUUCUGCGACGAGCACGUGAAACGAAAAGGUUUCAAAUACGAACGGAACCAAGCGAUCCCCUGCCCGAAGUGUGGAUUCGAAACUCAACCCACAAAAGACCUCUCGAUGUCUACGCGCACUCACGCCUACGGUAGGAAAGCGAUCGAUAACGACGACGACGAAUGUGGUUACGGAGCGUCCGGCUACUCCGGUUAUAGUGGGUAUGGAGACAACUUCGCGGACGACGAUGAUGAGGAUGGUGAAGAUUGGAAUGAUGAUGAUGACGACGACGACGACGACGAAACUUCAUCGGAAGACAGUGACGACGAUUCUGACGAGAAGCGUGGCGGAGAGUCGAAGAAGGAGCCAGAGAAGACCUAGUUCAGUGAAAUGGAAUUAGCUCUUGAGCAUGAGCCAAAUUAAACUAGAAAUAUUUUUA